Sarcophilus harrisii (Tasmanian devil) is the source of this 2177-nucleotide messenger RNA. It is a transcript of the gene FOXE3, whose product is annotated as forkhead box E3. Gene Ontology annotation, molecular function: RNA polymerase II cis-regulatory region sequence-specific DNA binding; DNA-binding transcription factor activity, RNA polymerase II-specific. Lineage: Eukaryota; Metazoa; Chordata; Mammalia; Dasyuromorphia; Dasyuridae. Gene Ontology annotation, biological process: anatomical structure morphogenesis; cell differentiation; regulation of transcription by RNA polymerase II. Bases 1 to 1410 code for a protein of 469 amino acids. The transcript is spliced from 2 exons. The record is from RefSeq and is a predicted model, not a curated record.
AUGGGCCAGUUUGUGAGAGGCUUUGAAUGCCAGAGAAUCGCAGUUGAUCCUGGGUGUGGAGGCUGGGUGCCUGCGCCGCCCUUCCUCUUCGCAGGGGCGCGGGAGCUGGGGGCGGGGGCCAAGGGACCUGGGUCCCCCGAGGCCGGGAGCGGGAAGUUUAUGAAUCCGCCGGACGCCUUCUCCUGCUUCCCCAGCCUGGGCUUGGCGCUGGAGCCACCCUCUCCGUCGGAGCUGCCCCCGUCGCCGGUGCCCGCGCCGCAGCUGCCAGCCAAGGCGGAGUCGAGCGGGGCCGGGCCUGGUAGGGAGGAGCCGGCGCCCGUCGGACCCGGGCGAGCGGAACCGGGGGCCGGGGGAGCCGUCGGGGGCGGGAGGCGGCGCAAGCGGCCGGUGCAGCGCGGAAAGCCGCCCUUCAGCUACAUCGCGCUCAUCGCCAUGGCCAUCGCGCACUCGGCCGAGCGCCGGCUCACCCUGGGGGGCAUCUACCGCUUCAUCACGGAGCGCUUCGCCUUCUACCGGGACAACCCGCGCAAGUGGCAGAACAGCAUCCGCCACAACCUCACGCUCAAUGACUGCUUCGUCAAGAUUCCCCGCGAGCCGGGCCACCCGGGCAAGGGCAACUACUGGGCCCUGGACCCCGCGGCGCAGGACAUGUUUGACAGCGGCAGCUUUCUGCGGCGGCGGAAGCGCUUCAAGCGCAGCGACCUCAGCACCUACCCGGGCUACUCCCCGACCCCCAGAGCCGGGCCUCCCGCACCGCCCGGGGCCAGCGCUUUCGGGCCGCCCCCGCCGGCGGCUACGGCCCGCGCGCCCCCCUAUCCCGCGUCACUUUACGGAGCGGCCUACGCUGCGGCCCCGACGCCCGCCGUGAUGGGGCCGGGGCCCCAGCCCCUGCAGUCGUAUCCCGGGGCUCCAGGAGCGGCGCCCCCGCCUCCUCCUCUGCCUCCGCCGCGCGUCUUCAGCAUCGACAGCCUCAUCAGCCUCCAGCCCGGCUCCGACGGGGCGGCCUUCCCGGUUUCGGAGCCCGGGCCGUGUUUUCCGGGUCCCGCAACGGCGGCGGCCGCAGGACCGGGUGGUGGGGUUCUCCUGGGCAGGGGGGGCCCGACCUCGGCCCACUCGGUCUCCUACCCUCCCUACCCUGCAUCUCCUCCUCCGUUGCCCGGUUCGAGCUACGCGCCGCCCGGCAGCCCCCAACUGUAUGCGCUGCCCCCCAGGCUGGAGCUGACGACCGCUCUGGCUGGCCACCAGAGCGCCGAGCCCUCGGCGGCUGAGCAGCUGCUGGGCCUGGGCGGCCCCGGCCCCGGCCCGGGCCCUGGGCCCGCCGUCGGCGUCAACGGGCUGAGCCAGUUCGGGCCCAGCGGCGCUUACCUGAGGCAGCCGGGCUUCGGCGCGGGGCUGGAGCGCUACCUGUGAGCUCCCCUCCUCUCAUCCCUCCUUACAUCCUCUUCCAGGAGGAUCCCCUCUAACUCCCUCUGCUCCCUCCCGUGUCUUACCUUGCAGUUCUGCUCUUCACUCCCCCUCCCCCCAAGUUUGCUCCUGCGGGAAGAGGUGAAAGGUGCUGAGGGAAGAGAGGAGGAAAGGGAUCCGGGUGGGUUUGGGGCAAAGCUGAAGCCCUAGGAGUCUCAUUCCAGACCCGAGAUGCCUCGGACAGGUGGUACCCCUGCCAUUCCGCCCCUCUCCUCUCCCGUUCUCUCACUCCGCCCGCUGUAACCUCUCCUUUCCUGUCUCUUGCACCCUGGUUCUUCUUCCUCCAUCCCUCUACUUGGUUCUUCUCUUCUCCUGUUUCAUUCAUUCAGCGAUUAUUUAUUAAGCUCUUCCUUCCCCACUUCUCCCUAUUUCCUCUCCCGUGGACACCGCGCCCUCCUCCCCCAUAGGCGAGCGUGGGGAGGAUAGAACUCCAGAUUGGGUUCAGAUUUUGGAGCUCCCCUCCCAUUCCUAGUCCGCCGCUGCUCCUUCUCUCCUCUCCCACUUCUCCCUUCCCUCAUUUCCUACAGUUUUCGCAGAAGGAGAGACACCUGGAACGUACUUAGUUUUUACAGGAGGAGAGCCGCCUGGGACAUACUUAUCGGUCUCCAGAGAAACUCAGAGGAAUAUAUGACAUUGGGACCCCCACUGCAACCUGACACCCCUCACCCCACCUGCCCAGUUACCUGGAGUUCUUUGUAUUUUCUUUUUUAAGC